AGGGCGCAGGAGCGCACGAGGCGGCUUCGUUCCGGGGCGGUCUCGUGUUGUUUUUUGCUGCAGCUUCCGUUACACGCAGCGCGGAGAGGAGGCAGCCAUGUCGCUGUACGAUGACCUCGGUGUCGGUGCCAGCGACACCAAAACCGAAGGCUGGUCCAAGAACUUCAAGCUGCUGCAGUCGCAGUUGAAAGUGAAAAAGGCGGCUCUGACCCAGGCGAAGACGCAGCGAGUGAAGCAGACCACUGUCCUGGCACCGGUCAUUGAUCUGAAGAGGGGGGGCUCCAUCGAUGAACGACAGAGUACAGACACCCCUCCACACGCUGGACUCAUGGACGCGGUUCCCAGUGCUUUCUCCGCCGGCGACGUGCUGAUCCCGCUUGCAGACGAGUACGACCCCAUGUUUCCCAACGACUACGAGAAGGUGAUGAAGCGCCACCGAGAGGAGCGCCAGCGCCAGAGGGAGCAGGAGCGCCAGAAGGAGAUCGAGGAGCGGGAGAAGAGGAGGAAAGACCGGCACGACGGCGGAGCGCCAAGCGGUUUCUCUCGUUUCCCCGCUGCAGAGGAAGACUCUGAUGAGGACGAAGAGUAUGAGCGGGAGCGAAGGAAACGAAGUAUGGGCGGAGCCGCCAUCGCGCCCCCUUCGUCGCUGGUUGACAGAGACGGCUCCUCUUCCUUCUCAUAUGAAGAUGAAGGUCGGCCCUCCAGAGGCCCUAAAGUGGCCAUCCCUCCCCCGAUGUACGAGGACUCGGACCGGCCCCGCUCCCCGCCGGGACCCACCAGCUCUUUCCUGGCAAACAUGGGAGGUACGGUGGCCCAUAAGAUCAUGCAGAAGUAUGGCUUCAAAGAAGGCCAAGGCCUGGGGAAGCACGAGCAGGGCCUGAGCACGGCUCUGUCCGUGGAGAAGACCAGCAAGAGGGGCGGGAAGAUCAUCAUAGGCGACGCUGCAGAGAAACCGGGCUCCAGCCAGGCGGGUGCAGCAGAAAUACCAGGCGGGGGCGCUGCAGCGGAUGCCUCCAAAAAGUCUGAGUCGAAUCCGCUCACGGAGAUCCUGAAGAAUCCCACCAAAGUGGUCCUGCUACGGAACAUGGUGGGCCGAGGGGAGGUGGACGAAGACCUGGAAGGAGAGACGAAGGAGGAGUGCGAGAAAUACGGCAAAGUGGUGAAAUGUGUCAUAUUUGAGAUCGCAGAGGUUCCCGACGACGAGGCGGUCCGGAUCUUCCUAGAGUUCGAGAGGGUGGAGUCCGCCAUCAAAGCCGUGGUGGAUCUGAACGGCCGUUAUUUUGGCGGGAGGGUCGUCAAAGCCUGCUUCUACAACCUGGACAAGUUCCGGGUUUUGGAUCUGGGAGAACAGGUCUGACGUGGUCCUGCGAUCGGCGCCGGCGUCAACCAUCAUCAUCCUCCUCCUCCUCGUUCAUCGACUUGUACAUAAAUUUGUUUUUGUUUUUUUUUAUAUUUCCUGAACAGCGUCUCUGUGGUCAGAACUGUAAAAUGUAGUUGUUGUUUUUUUCCCUGUCAUUUGACAAAUAUGUCAAAAUAAAAGCUUUAAAGCCGUUUA
Messenger RNA from Oryzias latipes (Japanese medaka), 1555 nucleotides. RefSeq names its product RNA binding motif protein 17 (gene rbm17). Gene Ontology annotation, cellular component: precatalytic spliceosome. Lineage: Eukaryota; Metazoa; Chordata; Actinopteri; Beloniformes; Adrianichthyidae. Gene Ontology annotation, biological process: alternative mRNA splicing, via spliceosome; mRNA cis splicing, via spliceosome. Gene Ontology annotation, molecular function: RNA binding. The record is from RefSeq and is a predicted model, not a curated record.